Ilex paraguariensis (yerba mate) is the source of this 639-nucleotide messenger RNA. Lineage: Eukaryota; Viridiplantae; Streptophyta; Magnoliopsida; Aquifoliales; Aquifoliaceae. The record is from the annotation of a GenBank genome assembly.
AUGGCUGGUCUUUUGUAUCUUCAUGAGGGUUGUCAAAGGAGGAUCAUCCACAGAGAUAUCAAGGCUGCAAAUAUAUUGCUUACAGAGGACUUUGAGCCUCAGAUUUGUGAUUUUGGGCUUGCAAAAUGGCUGCCGGAGCAAUGGACUCACCACACUAUCUCAAAGUUUGAAGGCACCUUUGGCUAUCUUGCUCCGGAGUUCUUAAUGCAUGGUAUAGUGGAUGAAAAGACGGAUGUUUUCGCCUUUGGUGUGCUGCUGUUGGAACUCAUCAGUGGACGUCGAGCUCUUGAUUACUCACAGCAAAGCCUUGUUUUGUGGGCAAAACCCCUGCUUAAGAAGAACAGGAUCAGAGAGCUUGUUGAUCCUUCACUUGGUGAUAACUACGACUCACUACAGAUGAAGAUCGUUGUUUUGGCUGCCUCCUUAUGUGUGCAGCAGUCUUCAAUUCAACGUCCGAAAAUUAGUCAGGUUUUAGAGAUUCUAAAAGGUAAUCAUGGGAGCUUAGAAUUGGUGGAAAAUGGUAGGAAGCCAUCAUAUUGGAUAAGGUACUAUGAAGAGCUUUUUAAAGCACAAGAGAGCAACUUCACCAGGGACUUGAAUGUUCUUAAUCAGCAGAAACAGAUGGCUCAGGAAGUCUGA